AUGUUCUCAGAUAAUGCACAUUGUCCUGACUGUGGACAACAGUGGUUCCCUAGUUUAGAACUAGGCCAUUGGUUGUACCAUACCAAACUUAUUGAAAAUGAAUAUUACCAUAUCUUCUUAGAUCGUAUUAACAGAGCUAAUUACUGCCCUGAGUGUUAUCCCAAUAAUUCUUCUAAUAGAAACAUUGUUCUUACUUGGUCUUUCCUACUUGAGUGGGCUCCCCAGAAUCUUACCACAUGGACCUUUGAAAAAGCUUGCCACCCAUUUCCUGUGGGUCCACCCCUCAUUAGAAAAAGGAUCCAUGACUCCAGACUAGCUGGUUUUAACCCUGCACUGCAGCUAAUCUUGACCAGAACAGAUAAAACUUUAAACAAAAAAACUUGGUCAAAGCAAAUAACUUUUUAA
Messenger RNA from Chrysochloris asiatica (Cape golden mole), 405 nucleotides. Its product is annotated as 15 kDa interferon-responsive protein-like. NCBI's taxonomy places the organism in Eukaryota, Metazoa, Chordata, Mammalia, Afrosoricida, Chrysochloridae. The transcript has a single exon. The record is from RefSeq and is a predicted model, not a curated record. The coding region runs from base 1 to 405 and encodes 134 amino acids.